AGAUACAGAAAUAAUUGCUGGUGAUUUGUUGACUUCCAUUUUGCCGUCGAAUUAUCUGCCUGCAAUGGGUUUACCAAGCAAACGUGUACUGAAAUCCUAAACCAUUAUCGAUCUCAUUGCGCCGACUUUACUUCAUGUUUCAAACGGUACAUAUUGUAGCGCGUGCACUGGCUGGAAAAAUAGCAUGCGAAAUGAUGCUCUUUAUGUACCGCAAAUAACCUCGCAAACAAAUUUGCCACCGAUCUUAACUGAAGCCCCACAGGAAUUCAGUGACGGAUUUAUCAGAAAGUUGAUCCGUUUCCAACCAUGCGAUGAGAAUCCUUGGCUGAAGCUCUUUCCAUCCACACUGUGGGCCGAUAAAUGUUAUUUUGUCUCAAACGAAGCGCCGAAUGAUGAUGGCACAGUUUUCAAUCCUUUGCAUGCCCUAUCCUUGUUUUUCUCUCAGCAACAACCAUCCUUGCACUCUCACUGGCACCCCAAGGAUCCAACAAUCAAACAAUCAAACAAUGAUACGAAAUCAAUAAGACUUUGCGUGAGGAGGACGAGAAGUAGGACUGAACCACCAGCAAGACACACGAUACCGAAGAAACAAAUACGGAAAAGAGGAGAAUCUACCUCAAAAAAGUGAUAAAAAAAUCAGAAUUUCAGCGGAAAAUGAUACGAAGACUAGUUGUAGUAGGUAGCCAAAGAAUAGCGGAAUAAAGCGCUGCUGACAUAGACAUACUCCAUUUUCCAUCUUCAAUCCACUAACUUCGGUAUUUGGAGUGCCUAGCGUAUUUUUAGCCAGGUAGUAUAGCGAUAGAGUAUAUACAAUAAUCGAUAUAUAAUACAGGUUUAC
This is a messenger RNA of Radiomyces spectabilis, 838 nucleotides long. RefSeq lists its product as uncharacterized. The record is from RefSeq and is a predicted model, not a curated record. Lineage: Eukaryota; Fungi; Mucoromycota; Mucoromycetes; Mucorales; Radiomycetaceae. Bases 185 to 628 code for a protein of 147 amino acids. The transcript has 3 exons.